This is a messenger RNA of Malania oleifera, 1403 nucleotides long. Its product is annotated as 5-amino-6-(5-phospho-D-ribitylamino)uracil phosphatase, chloroplastic. The transcript is spliced from 11 exons. The record is from RefSeq and is a predicted model, not a curated record. The coding region runs from base 154 to 1251 and encodes 365 amino acids. NCBI's taxonomy places the organism in Eukaryota, Viridiplantae, Streptophyta, Magnoliopsida, Santalales, Ximeniaceae.
AUAAAAGAAAAAAAGAAAACAAGAAAAAAAAAAUAUAUAGAUAAAUCAUAAAUCAAUAAUCCAAAAGGAAAGUACAGGUAGAGAGCUUUCCUCUGCUUCUUCUUCUUCUUCUUGGGGCUUCGCAGCACCAGCUCAUCUUGUGCGUCGUUGUAAAUGGAUUGCAAUAUCAAAAGCUCAUCUUCUUAUCUACUUCCAGUUCCAGGGAAACCGCCUCCUCCGCUUCCAGAUUCUGUCUUCCCCGGAAAGCUCAAAUUACCUAAACUAAAACGCGUAAACCUGGGGGACCAUCGUCUGGUGAUGAGCAACGCUCGUGGGUCCGAAGAUAAUGGCCCUGGUAGUGGGUUUCCCCUUACCCCCUACAAAAUUUUCACGAAAGAGGCCAUUGGAGCUGAAUAUGGAGAAGGUUUCGAGACUUUCAGACCGGAUGGACUGCUCAAGGUUGACGUGGCUUUUCUGAACGAAAGAUUGCAGGAAGGUUUUCUUCAACGAAUCCGCUAUGCAAUGAAACCAGAUGAAGCGUAUGGUCUUAUUUUCUCAUGGGACAAUGUGGUGGCUGAUACUCGAGAUAUAGAGUUAAAUGCUUGGAAACAGCUUGCUUCUGAAGAGGGAAAGGAAAUUCCUGAAGAUAUUGAUGUGGAAAAGCUUAUGCUUUAUGCAGGUGCUGAUCAUGUACUGCAUAAGUUGUUUCUUUGGGAUAAAGCUGAACGAGAAUUGGAUAGAUUGAAGCUAAGGCUUUCACAAAUAUAUUAUGAUAAUCUUCUCAAACUUAGCAAACCCAUGGAGGGGCUGGUUGAAUGGCUGGAUGCAGUAUCAACAGCUCGUAUACCUUGUGCUGUUGUGUCAAGUCUUGAUCGGAAAAACAUGGUUGAAACGCUAGAACGUAUGGGACUCAGCAAGUAUUUCCAGGCAAUUGUGACUGAGGAAGAUGGCAUGGAGUCAAUAGCUCAUAGAUUUCUUUCUGCAGCUGUAAAGUUGGACAGGAAACCUUCCAAGUGCGUGGUGUUUGAGGAUGACCCUCGAGGCAUAACUGCUGCUCACAACUGUACAAUGAUGGCUGUUGCAUUGAUCGGUUCUCACCCUGCGUAUGAUUUGGUGCAGGCAGAUCUAGCAGUGGCCAGCCUUAGUGAGCUUUCUGUCAUAAACCUGCGGAGACUAUUUGCUCACAAGGGUUCUGCCUUCAUGGAUCUGCAGAAGCAGAUUAUUGAGAAAUCUCCUCCCAAAAGAAAGCUUACCGUUGACACCAUAUUUUGAUCCAUUUUGACACCACACCCUUUCCUCAACUUCCUGUAACUUUUGCCCCACUCCCUUUUUAUCCCUACAAAAAAAUAAAAUAAAAUAAAAUAAAAUAUGGUUGUAUCACAUUCAUAUUAGUUCGUUAUAGUUCUAUAAAUUUCAUUUCUAUC